UUAUAAGAAAUUUUCCAGCCGCCUUUUUUUUGCAUCUCGCAGAUUUCUUGGUAUCCCAGGUAUCCUUCCUGCCCAGUGUAGGGUCCAGCGGAUCCAGGCCCUGAAGUAGCGGCUCCUAGUCCAUUGCUUCUGGGGUUUGAGAGGGUAAAUGUGCGCCCGUAAGUUGGAACUCCGAGGAUUAGUUUCUUUUUUGGUGCACCUUUGGAUAACCAGAAGUUCACUGCUGCUUCCUGGAAUAAUCCAAGUACUUACUGAUCUCUGGGAUAUUGUAAGCCCUGGAAGCUUUAUCUCUUCCUGCGGCUACAGCAGCACUCAGCAACAACUUAUGCUUGCUGAAUUUAUACUUCAAGACCUUCAGAAGUUCUACAAAAUUGUCAUAGUCUUGAGGACUACCACCGUCCCCUGCAACAGGAUACUCCCAAUCGACGUCCAAUCCGUUGAACUUGUAUUUCUUCAAGAACUGCACUGCGUUGUUCGCGAACUCUAUCCGGGACUU
This is a messenger RNA of Cotesia congregata, 496 nucleotides long. The record is from the annotation of a GenBank genome assembly. Lineage: Eukaryota; Metazoa; Arthropoda; Insecta; Hymenoptera; Braconidae.